Molecule: messenger RNA, 1866 nt
Organism: Bicyclus anynana (squinting bush brown)
Lineage: Eukaryota; Metazoa; Arthropoda; Insecta; Lepidoptera; Nymphalidae
Product: alpha-(1,3)-fucosyltransferase C
Exons: 2
Coding region: 556-1731 (391 amino acids)
Cellular component (GO): membrane
Molecular function (GO): alpha-(1->3)-fucosyltransferase activity
Source: RefSeq, a predicted model, not a curated record
GUUGUUACAGAACAUGACUAUACAGAGGUCGUGUACUGAGAAAAUUAGUAAAAUUAAAUUAAAUAAAAAAAUACUGGACUUUUUCAAGUGAAGUGCAUUUUUGCGGAACAAUUAGGUUCUUAUAAAAAAAAUCCUUCAUUACAUUAAGUAAUACAAAGUUGACAGAGAAAAUAAAAAGUGCUAAGUGACUGCCUAACAAGUUUCAAUACGACUAUUGUUUAAAUAAUAUUUUGCUCAGUCAUUAAAAAGCUAUUUAUAUAAAUACACCUACCUAAUUAAUUACUAACGAGCCGUAGGUACAUAGCUUACAUCACAGUAGAUAUAAUAAGCUUACAUGGAUGUAGGUACCUUGUGUUUAAUAAAUUAAAAUGCCAAAAUGUAGGUACGUAACAAUGUGUCAUAAAAACACACGCCUCUUUGGGAAUCUCGUUUUUGGAUGCCAGAAAGAUAAGUUUGAAGAUAAUCGUACUAAAUGUACUGGAAGGCCUCUUAUCAAUUGAUAAUAACCAAUCGCUGGUGAUAGCUCAGUGAGUGGUCACUGUACGUGUUAGCAAAAUGUGUUACUCUUACACUCGUUUGAACGUUUCCCGUGUACUUAUUCUAGUCAUCAUUAUUUACGUAGUGUUCUUGCUUUUCACCUACAAUGAAAAGCUUUACGAAAUACGCGCGGAGAGGAAAGACAUUUCGUACCUUAAACACAAGGAGUUAAAGUACAUACUGCAAUGGACGCGACGGUAUAGUGCGCCUUUCGACUUCAUGGGCGAAGGGAAUUCCGCGUUUAUAAAAAACAAUUGUAAACACACGAACUGUUAUGUGACAGAUGACGCUAACUAUUUCGUGAACCAGUCGGAUUUCGACGCCAUAGCCUUUAACGGUAGAGAUGUGAUACAUUUAUGGCCGUUUCAGUUUCCCGCUAAUCGAAACCCGAAGCAAAAAUACAUCUUCGGCGCGAUGGAAUCUCCCGACAAUUUCCCCGCUUGUGACGAAUCUCUGGACGGUUUCUUCAAUUGGACUUGGACUUACAAACUCGAUUCGGACUUCCGAUGGGGAUACAUCACAAUAUUCGACUUGAAGGGUGCUGUAGUCGGACCGGCGAUAAAUAUGAAGUGGCCAGAGUUGGAUCCGAUUAGUGAUGAUCUGAAGAUUAAGCUGUCGAGUAAAUCGAAAGCCGCCGCGUGGUUUGUGUCUCAUUGCAGCACUAAAAGUGGAAGGGAAGAUUAUGUGGAGAAGUUACAAGAAGAACUCGUGAGUUACGGGUGGACAGUGGAUGUCUAUGGGAAGUGCGGGACACUGAGUUGCGAGAGAAGUGAAGAGCGUUCCUGUUUUAAAAAAGUAGAAGAAGAUUAUUACUUCUACUUGUCGUUUGAAAAUUCGUUUUCAGAAGACUAUGUGACGGAGAAGCUUCUAAUAGCUCUGAACAAUUACGCUGUGCCGAUCGUGUUUGGUGCGGCGGAUUAUAGCAGAUUCCUCCCACCCGGCAGCUACCUCAACGCAAUGGAGCUCGGCCCGGCGGAGCUAGCUCGCCAGAUGAGCGAGAUCAUUGGAGACAACAAGAGAUACCACGACUUCUUCCGCUGGAGAAACCAUUACGUGUACAGAGAAACUUCGUCUGAAGAAGAUAUCUGUAGACUGUGUGAGAUGAUGAAUGAUGACAAAGCGUCGCAGUUCAGUGUUUGGAACGAUUUUAGGACGUGGUGGAAUGGUGAACGAUACGCGAACAACUGUCGAUGAAGUUACCCGUAGGUUAUGAAGCUACUGAUGGUUUUUAUGGAGUGAUGCUUUGUGGAAAUGAAACACAAUAGUGAUGUUUGGCAGCAGAAAUAAAGGAAUGAGACGGUGAUAUUCACUCAAACGAUUUUUUUUAAU